AUGCCGCGGCGGCACUUCCAGGCCGACCUUCAAAAGGCAGCAGAUGGCGGAGUGUCGAUCGCGGGCAUCUCAGAUGUACGCCCUGGUGGUGAUGAUGGCGAGUUCACUUUCAUGUGCAUUGCAGACGGCCAGCAGCUAGAAAUCUCGGCCCUGGUUCCAGAAGUGUCCGAUUACCCUACUAGCCAUACCUGCAUGAUCUUCGGUGCCGACAGUGCCUCCGCCAACGUCGCUUCUGCCCUCAGCGACAUCGCCGAUGCUGCCUUCGGAAAGACCGUUUCCCAGAUUCUCGAACUAGUCUCCGCCAGAUUGGAGUCAACCGACCGCGAUGGCGACCAGCAGAUGCUCGACUCACAAGAAUUCGAUGAUUUCGACGAUGAAGACGACGAAGAAGACGAGUACUUCCCCGGCGACGAAGACAUGAUGUCGAAGCCACGACUCGCAAACGAUGGUACUGCGGUCUUGGGCGGUGGUUAUACUGAAGCUACGUCUGCUUUCCGACAACGCAUUCGGAGGGAUCUCCUGAUUGCCAAGAGCGAAGGCUUCAAGAUUGGGCAUCUUGGAGGCUUAAUGGACGGUCUGGGUUGCUAUGUUUCUCUUUCCAUCCGUAUAUCGAAACUGGGUAUCUCGGAAGAGGCUAUGCAAGCAUGGCAAGUAGAACCGUCAGAUUACCUUGUCGCGGUCUUCCACUACCCGUCAGGCUACAAGAACAUGGACGACUUGAGGUCGUACGAUGCGCAGCAAGCUCGAAGGAAUUUCGGAAUCCGCGUCGGUGUCUGUACAACGUACAAGCCAACGAUGCAAGAAGCUAUAUCAGCUUUCACAGUCUUGAGCAGAGAUCAAGAGAAGCGACGCGAAGAGUCACAACAAGGCGACUCUCAGUACGUCUCGACAGAAUUACCCAAGGGCUUUCGAAAUUCGUUUAUCUCAAGGCCUUUGAAUGAGCUACUAGAACAGCGCUUCCACAUGCUCCUCAAGUACCGUUACGGAGGCAUGCCCUGGCAAGGCUCUGAGUCGUUCUACAACGACCAGAUCCUCCACGCAUCACAUUCAGACUAUGACGCAUCGCACGACAAGUACUACGAGGAUGAGCGGGUCAGCGGUGCAUGGCCAAAGAUUGUCACUGAUGAUCACAUCACUACUUCAGUCGGCCAGGAACACUCUCUACCGCUUGUAGGGAUGCAAUUUGUGCUACGACAUUUUGUUCGAUGUACCGAGUUCUGUCUGAUCUGCUUCAGUAAGAUGCCUGAUGAUCUACAAGCGAUCAAGCCUUAUGUCUGUGACAACCCGCUGUGUCUGUACCAGUACAUGUCGCUAGGCUUUGGCCCCAGUAUCGAGCAUGAGAUCAUCUCACAGCCCAAAGUUGUUGAUCUUCUGGUUAGCUUCUGUUACGCUAGUGCGCGUGCCAAUCGACUGAGGGACUUUCCGACUGGUCUUAGCCUGGCAGUUCCGCCCUCAGUGUCGAAUGAGAUUGAUUAUGUCCGGAUUCAACCACCACAUAUCCAUGCAUCUCCCGCCAACCCUGCACAGCCAGUACCCCCACAAGUCAGUACAACACCACCAGCUGUGUUGAGGAUGCGAUACAACGCAGCCAACCUCGAGAUGCUAUUCGGCGAUGCGAAGCAAACCUGCCCCGUAUCCAAUGGCCACUGGAUUGUUCUUCGGACAGACGAAAACCCGAGCAUGGCCCUGCAUUGCCGUGUGAUCGAUGUGUCACUGUACCCAUCAGUGAAGGUAUCAAGCCCUGUCAUUCCAGUGAUUGGUGAGGUGUCGAAUGACCCAUACGUUAUGUCACGGCCAGGCCCGCCGCAACAGACGCAGCAGAAGACGCUGGCUCCGCAGCCUGGUUCAGAAAAAGAGUUCAAGUCUGCAAGCUUUUACAUCUACAGUCAAAACUUUGACGAUCUGGGUGACACCGAGAAGCCGCAGGCUAUAGCAACACUGCUCGACCUCCUACCACCUGUCCAAGAGAUGAGGAAGUACCUUUUACGGAAAUCACAGUCCACUCUGAGUGGUUGGGUCGACCGUCUCUCCCCCGCUGUUCUUGGCAUACUGCGCUGGGUCAUUGCCUCAAAUCGAGCUUGUAUCCUGCAGGUCGAUAGUGAGGAGGAUGCUUCAAAUGCUCGUAGCUUCGAGGAGCGUCUAUACGGUAUGGCCGGUUGGGCCCAGUUCCGGUUCGCUAUGGGCGCCCCUGACAAGGAGCGUCGUUUUAUCCAGGCAGUGAAGGAGACGACCGAGCGGCUCAACCUUAAAUAUCCUACUUUGUUUGCGUGGCAUGGUAGUCCUAUUCACAACUGGCAUACCAUUAUUCGGGAGGGGCUUCACUUCAAGGAAACUGCCCACGGUCGAGCCUAUGGCCAUGGCGUUUACCACGCUCCUGAUGUCAAUACUAGCAUAGGCUAUUCCUCGUUCGGUUAUGGUGGCGCUUCCUGGUCAAUGAGUGAACUGAAAGUCGCACAUACCUUGGCUCUCAACGAGAUUGUCAAUGCACCGAAGGAGUUUGUGAGCCAGAGUCCGCAUCUGGUAGUUGCUCAGCUUGAUUGGAUCCAGACCCGCUACCUUUUUGUAAAGUCGCGCACGGACACUACAGCAACCACAGACUCGGGCACCAAGCCUCUUCUUUGCGUUGACCAGGACCCAAGCCGCACACCUCGCGGUGUGACAGGUGACCUUGUUAUUCCGCUCCACGCUAUUGCUGCCUCUCGGCGUCCCAAGGCAAAGGCUACCGGGAAGCACAAGCGGCAGAAGACUACAGGGAAGACUCAAUACGACCCUAUUGAGAUUGAAGAUGAUGACGAUGUGGCUAGUGUCGCAACUCUCGACGAGGACCGCAUCAUCUUUGAGGGCGACGACGAGCACAAGCCGAUGCAAGAAAUCGACUCUCUUCCCACACCAAAUUCAAUUACAGGCGAUAAGGGUAAGUCAAAGAUGGCCGCUAUAGCGUCGUUUUCGUCGAAGAUCUUUGGCAAGUCAUCUUCUAGCAAGCCUCUUACCGACUACGUCCCCGGAACUCUGGACUACACGAAGCUACCUAUGCUUCAGAUGCCUGCAUGGGCAACAACCACUGCUACCAAGCGUCUGAUGAAGGAUUUCAAAGAUAUCAUCGAGAUCCAGAACAAGGAGCCGUCACAUGAACUCGGCUGGCAUAUCGACGAAGACAAGGUCGACAACAUCUACCAGUGGAUUGUGGAGCUGCAUUCGUUCGAUCCCACUCUACCACUUGCAAAGGACAUGAAGAGCAAGAACGUCAAGAGCAUUGUGUUGGAGCUGCGCUUUGGCAAGGAGUACCCUAUGAGCCCGCCAUUCGUACGCGUCAUCCGACCUCGCUUCCUCGGCUUCCAGCAGGGUGGAGGUGGUCACGUCACUGCUGGUGGUGCCAUGUGCAUGCAGCUUCUUACCAACGAUGGCUGGAGCGCGGUCUCCUCCAUCGAGUCUGUUCUUCUCCAGGUCCGCAUGGCUAUUUCUAGCCUGGAUCCCAAGCCUGCUCGUCUGCAGGCAGGUGCCCCUUCGGACUACGGUGUUGGCGAAGCGAUCGAGGCGUAUAUGCGUGCUUGCGCUGUGCAUGGAUGGACAGUUCCCGCUGGCUUCAAGGAGAUGGCUUAUGGUGGAUCAAACACUGGAGAUGGCAUGUACAACCCUGUCUAG
This is a messenger RNA of Alternaria atra, 3642 nucleotides long. RefSeq lists its product as uncharacterized. The record is from RefSeq and is a predicted model, not a curated record. Bases 1 to 3642 code for a protein of 1213 amino acids. The transcript has 2 exons. Gene Ontology annotation, molecular function: NAD+ poly-ADP-ribosyltransferase activity. Lineage: Eukaryota; Fungi; Ascomycota; Dothideomycetes; Pleosporales; Pleosporaceae.